Messenger RNA from Humulus lupulus (European hop), 1182 nucleotides. Its product is annotated as peroxidase 9. Gene Ontology annotation, molecular function: heme binding; peroxidase activity. Gene Ontology annotation, biological process: hydrogen peroxide catabolic process; response to oxidative stress. NCBI's taxonomy places the organism in Eukaryota, Viridiplantae, Streptophyta, Magnoliopsida, Rosales, Cannabaceae. The coding region runs from base 83 to 1123 and encodes 346 amino acids. The record is from RefSeq and is a predicted model, not a curated record. The transcript is spliced from 4 exons.
UAAUUGACCAAUCCCAAAGUAGAGCACUGACCUAGUUUCCACAACUUGAACAAUUACAAUAUUUCGAGUCAUCUAUCUUUCUAUGGCUUUCUUAUCCAAAGUAACGCUUGGUCUUGUGGUCAUCACUUUUCUCUCGGCCACACUCAACCAUGCUCACCCUGGUUUCAACUUCGAUUGGGGAGGACAUGGAGGAAUAUCAGGAGGGUAUUUUGGUCUUUUCCCUGAAUACUAUCAGUCUUCAUGUCCUCAAGUUGAUGACAUUGUCAUCUCUGUCUUGGAGAAGGCCAUUGCAAGGGAGCCUAGGAUGGCUGCUUCUUUGCUUCGUCUUCAUUUCCAUGAUUGCUUUGUUCAGGGUUGUGAUGCUUCGGUACUAUUGGACGAUAGUGCAACAAUAGCUAGUGAGAAAAGGUCAGUACCAAACAAGAAUUCCAUAAGAGGAUUCGAAGUGAUCGAUGAGAUUAAGGCUAAGUUGGAAGAAGCAUGUCCCCACACUGUCUCUUGUGCUGACAUUCUCGCUCUCGCUGCUCGUGGCUCCACUGUACUGAGCGGCGGACCCAAUUGGGUGUUGCCACUAGGAAGGAGGGAUUCAAGAACUGCUAGUCUAAGGGGCGCAAACAAAAACAUUCCCCCACCAAACUCCACUCUCCUAAACCUUGUCACUUUCUUCAAACGUCAAGGUCUAGAUGAAGUAGAUCUUGUUGCUCUCUCAGGUGCACACACAAUUGGGGUGGCAAGGUGCACAUCGUUCAAGCAAAGGCUUUACAACCAAAAUGGGAACAACCAACCGGACGCGAGUCUUGAGAAGACCUAUUAUUAUGGUUUGAAAUCAGUAUGUCCAAGAUCAGGUGGUGACAAUAAUAUUUCUCCUUUGGAUUUUGCUUCUCCUGUUAGGUUUGACAACACUUACUUCAAGCUCAUACUAUGGGGAAAAGGGCUUCUUACUUCUGAUGAAGUGCUUUGGACUGGGAAUGAUAGGAAGACCAUGGAGCUUGUUAAGAGUUAUGCAGCCAACGAGGGCCUUUUCUUUCAGCAUUUUGCCAAGUCCAUGGUUAAGAUGGGGAACAUUACCCCUUUGACUGGAUUCAAUGGUGAAGUUAGGAAGAAUUGUUGUAGAAUUAAUUAAUAAGUAAUAACAACUAAGAAACAAGGGGGCAGGAUAAUUGAGAUUCAAGAGUGUGUUAA